Messenger RNA from Pseudovirgaria hyperparasitica, 814 nucleotides. RefSeq lists its product as uncharacterized. Lineage: Eukaryota; Fungi; Ascomycota; Dothideomycetes; Acrospermales; Acrospermaceae. The transcript has 2 exons. Bases 322 to 543 code for a protein of 73 amino acids. The record is from RefSeq and is a predicted model, not a curated record.
GUGCGGUACAUUCAACAGGUGGGCCUUAAGAUCAUAGACACCGCUACAAUCGAACCCAACUCCAACAUGACAUGACUCGCAGCUUAAGCAGUAUUAAUCAUAAUUCUCGGGAGUGAAGACCAGCAUCGAACCAGACGAUCCUCCCAAUCUCAAAACAUUGCCAUCCCCCUUCCUUCUCUCUCCCUCGUCCCUAAUCCGAUGUCCAUCGUACUCGCACACAUCCCCCAAAAGUCCCUCAUCGCACCUCUCUCAUAGUGCGUGUCCACGCUCGCAGUGUCACUUAGUUCUUCAUCGACCCUCUGAACUGUAUCGAUAUCCGGCAUGGUAGGAACUUCAGUGGUUAUCUUACUCUUCCUGCUGAAGAUACUCGGCCGACGUGACUGCCCGCUUGACCCUGGGGAAGUAGUUGUCGACGCCAUCGACCCCUUACGAGAAUUAGAUGAAAAGAAUGAGGGUCGUCGUAGUGUACUGUCUCGACUGCUUUUCGUUGAUGAGCCCCAGGAAAAGAGCGGGGGGCGUCGAGACGAAGGUGUACGGAUGUAGUCAAAGCCUGGGGUUGUGGGAGUUUUCGCACUGGUGCUGCUUACGGACGAUACUGUCUGAACCGUGGCGAUGGACUGAUGGCGCUGGUGCAAGGACGAAGAUUCACUGCUGGUAAAAGAUGAGAUCCAAGAAGGUUUCCGCGUGUCGAUACGGGUUGGGAUGGGUUGGACUUGAGUGCGUGAGCGGUUCAUUGUUGCCGUCUUGGGUGUGGCAAAUGGUCAGAAUGGAGAGGACUCCCGAUGGAUAUCAAUUAUGAUUAUGAGAUGUGAAG